AUGGAUGACGAACAAGAGGAAUCAGAUAAAAAUGAAACUUACCAGGCAAAUACUGCCUUUAUUGAAUCAGAAAAGUCUCUAGAACUCCAAGAAGCAGAAAACAUCCUAUCAGAUUCAUCCAAUGAUCAAGAAUUGGAAAGCAUAAUAGUAUUUGAUU
This is a messenger RNA of Ambispora gerdemannii, 157 nucleotides long. Lineage: Eukaryota; Fungi; Glomeromycota; Glomeromycetes; Archaeosporales; Ambisporaceae. The record is from the annotation of a GenBank genome assembly.